AGUCAAUUCAACUGGAGGCAUUUCAGUUUUAUUCGGCAUAAUAUUAUUUUGAUGUGUGACUAUUGAAUGAGCACGAUGAAGUUGUUCUUACUUUUCGUUUUAAUUGUCGGUAUUUCAGCGGACCAGUCCGUUGGUUCUGAUGAGUAUAAAUUGGGAGGUUUUCCUUCUCUUGGAGGUUCGAUUUCUGACAUAAUAAGUGGAAUAAUCAAGAAACUGCUGGACUCUGUAAGAGCUGUAGUUCCUGAACCAAUAAGUAUCGCUAAACUGAAUAUAUCUCUUCCAUAUGAAAAUUUGGCGAAUGGCAGCUUCAUUUUAACCGAUUUGAUUGAAAUUGGAGCUAAAAAUUUCAAUGCUUCAUCGGUUAGCGUAAAUAUGAUGAAAAGCGCUCUGACUGUAAUAGUGGACAUCCCAAGUAUAAACAUAAAUACCAAUUACUUUUCCGAUUUGUUAUUCGGUUCAAUCCUGCCCAUGUAUGGAGAAGGACCUGCAAAUAUUCGUUUGAAGAACCUACGACUAAAUUUCACAUCGAAGUACUCCUUGAACAUACUGAAAUUGCAAAUGCAAGUCAAGAAUACAUCUAUUAUCAUGAAUCUAGGGGAUGCAGUUUUCGACCUUCAUGGUAUGAUCAACAACGAAGCUUUCAGCAUUUUGUGUAGCCAAAUUUUGGACGAUACAGUUGAUGUUUUCAUCAAUAAGCACAAUGUACUUAUUUCCAACAUCAUAAGCCCAAUUGUAGAAACAGUGAUCAACUCUGUUCUCUCUAAAAAACAAACUACUGCCGCAUUUUUAUAUAAUGCUCCCAUAGAAUUGGAGGAAUUUGAAGUAAUGGAGCUGAGAAAUAUGUUCUUCAAUGAACUCAUGAAACAACCUAUGGUCUCAAAAUAUGUGUCACUUUGAACAACGCAGACAAACGAACAAAUUGAUAUUACACAUGUAUUACUUAAUUCGAUUUAGACUAAUUUAAUGUAAUUCAAUAAAAAUGAAUGAAAAUUG
This is a messenger RNA of Harmonia axyridis, 993 nucleotides long. RefSeq lists its product as uncharacterized. Bases 67 to 897 code for a protein of 276 amino acids. The transcript is spliced from 5 exons. Lineage: Eukaryota; Metazoa; Arthropoda; Insecta; Coleoptera; Coccinellidae. The record is from RefSeq and is a predicted model, not a curated record.